AUGGCGUUCCACCUGAGCCGGGACGCGGAAGCCGCGGAUGAGUUGGUUCAGGAGGUCUAUGUCCGGGCGUUCCGUCCCGGCACGAUUGAGCGCUUCGAGGACAAGAGCGCUGAUGACGACCCGACUUCGGGGACCGGAGGCAUGCGAUCGUGGUUGUUCGCGAUCACGCACAAUGUCUUCUACUCGAAGAUCAAAAAGGACAAGCGGCGACCGAUGGCGGUCGAUGAGUUCUUUAACGAGUCGUCGGACGAGUUGAUGCCCGAUGAGGCGCCGCCGGUGUAUGACCGCGCGUCGCUGGACUUCGAGCAUGUCGAUGAGAAGCUCAAGGAGGUUCUCUUCGGAUUGAAAGAGGAGUACCGCGAGGUGCUGCUGAUGUGGGCGGUCGAUGGUCUGAAGUACCGUGAGAUCGCAGAGAUAUUGGAAGUCCCGAUCGGGACUGUGAUGAGUCGGCUCCAUCGCGCUCGUAAGGUGCUCAGUGAUGCACUGAUGGGCGAUGAGCAAGCCGUGGAAGAACUUGGUUUGAGGGUGAUGUCAGGCGGGUCCGCUGGUGAUGCAGCGGAUGAUCGGACGGAACUCUGCAUCGCUUCAAUGCUGCGUGCGUGUGCUGAUGGCGAGCUGUGUCCAGAAGGAUGCGAACGGCUCAAGAAAUAUCUCGCAGAGAAUCCGGAUGCCGCGGCGCGUGUCGAGUUCGAGAAACAACUCCGCGACUGCUGUGAUCGUGUGAUGAGCAAACCCAAGUGUCCAGACGCGCUUCGCGCCAAGAUCCAAGGGCUCGCAGGAGUUGCGGCGGACGCAUCGGCGGAGCACCAAUCCUCGUCGUAUAUCGAGGCAUCCAACGAGAUGACGCGUCAGAAGAGUUUCUGGCAGCGCAGUCCUGUGAUGAGCGCGAUGGCGGCGGUGUUGAUCCUCGCGGCGGGGGGAUUGAUCUGGCAGAGCUCGUCGCUGAUCACCAAAUCCAGCGGUAUUGGGGUCUCUCAGACCUCUCCUGCGAGUUAUGCCGAGCGCGUGGGCAACUUUGUCGCACAAGAGCAUGAGCGAUGCUCUGAAGAACAAGCGGCACAGAACAAGCUGGUCUACAACGAGAUCGACGAAUCGAUCGCGUACUUCUCAGAUCGAUUCGAGCACUCAGUAACGAUGCCUGCGUCGCUUGGGGAGCAGGAACAGAUUCGCUUUUACGGCGGAGGGGAUUGUCAUCUUCCGGCAACCAGCGCUUCGGGACACAUGCGAUUCGAUGCCGUGGGUCUUGAGGGACAGGUGGUCUCGCUGAGUCUGUUUAUCGCACCGGAUCCAGGAUUUCUGGAGAUGAGCGAGGGUACGACCUAUGUGCUCGACUCGACGCAGUGCAAGGAACAGGGCGCGAAUCUGUUCGCGUGGACACGCGAUGGAGUGAUGUAUCUGCUGGUUUCAGAAGCCGGCGAGGAUAUGUGCGCCUCGGUGCGAGGCAUGAUGCAAGCUCCAGCAAUUGUGACCAGUUCGAGCGAACCGACUGACGGCGAACGCGAGUAUGAUUUGUGUACGAGGAAGGAUCCAUCCAUGAGCAUUGAUCAACGCAGCAUAUUCAGCACUGGACGCGGGUUGGCCUCAGCGGUCUUGAUCGGUACGCUGACACUCUGUAGCGGUCAGGCGCUGGCGCAGAACGCGUUGGGUGAUGGCAAGGGAUUGCAAGCGAAUCCGAGACAGGGAUCUGGAGGUCGCAACUAUGAGCGUCCGAGUUUGGAGCGAGAGGUGCAGUUCCGCAACGCGAUCGCGACAGGGAACGCGCCAGGUGGUCUCAGCUUUCGGGGUGAUCUUGGAUAUCGAGCGGCUGGUGAGUUCUCUGCAGAGCUCGGAUCAGACACGCUGUACACCUAUCGCCGAGACACGCUGUAUUCCGGACUCGCCGGGAUGGGUAUCCGAGGCACUGAUGCGUUGCAGUACCAGUUCUCGAUGACGACCGGCUCGCGCGUGACUCGCAACAUGAUGGGGAAUCUCGCGGUGUCUCGUGACUACGGCGCGAGCUCCGCACAGUUCAGUGGUGGGAUCGGCGCGUCUGAUCCGAUCGCGAUCGAUCCGCAGAGCCGAUUCGCAGAGUCUCGAUCGAAUGUCAGCGGGACGCUUCGCUCAACUUCGACAUACUCGGCGACUUCUGGUUUAGUCCCUGAGUUGAUCUCGGUGUAUGAAUCGGGGAUCCAGCGGGAUCGCUACGGCGUGGUUGCGACGCCUUUGAUGGGAUUGGUCUCGACCCCAAUGGAUACUGGAGUUCGGAUCCGUCGUCCGGGCGAAGCGGAAUCGACACGCGUAGAGACUUCGUAUACCAAGCUCGUGGAAGAUUACAAGACGCGAGCUCGUGAGCUGCUCGAAGAAGCGGAAGCUGUCGAAGACCCUCAGGGGACUGAGAGAGAUCCAACUGGGCUCGGGACUGAAGGCGAGGCCAUCGAGAAUCAGACCGAAGCUUGGAUCAACGAGCAGAUCGGGAAACUCCAGCGUCAGUUGCUCGGUCUCCCAGAUCAGCCGCAGGAAAUUGCGCCGAUUGAUUCUGGUGAGAUUGAGACAGAUCAAACUGACGAGAAUGCUGUACAAAUCAGAGAUCCGCUCACGCCUCGCGCAAACGAGGAAGGCGCUCCUGAGAUUGAUUUUGAUCGCGGAGAGGACCUAGGCGGGCGCACGCAGUAUGAGAUCGAUCCCAAGACGCUUGAGCUGCUUCGCAAGAACGGCGAACGAGUGACUUACUUAGUCGACCCCAAAGCGGGUGUGUCGGAUGUGUUUGUACAACACAUGCGCGCGGGAGAGCGGUUGCUCAAGAACGGUCGAUACUUCGAUGCUGAGGAACGCUUCACCAAUGCGCUUUCUGUGCGUCAAGGAAAUGUCUCGGCGCAGCUCGGCAGAUUGCACGCACAGAUCGGUGCGGGUGUGGUGGUCAGUGCUUCGGUGAAUCUCCAGACGCUGAUGAGCGAGCAUAUCGAGCUGAUCUCUGAGCGAUACUCUGGUGAUCUUCUCCCAUCGCAGGAGCGUGUGAAGGAUCUGAUCCUGAACCUGCGCGAGAGAGCGGGGCUUGAGGGGCGGAGCCCGCUGAUUGCUGAGGAGCCGCGGAGUGUGCGAGUCGCGUGUGCAUUGCUGAUGUCGUAUCUGGGGUAUCAGAUCGAUGAUCGCACGCAGAUGGAAGACGGGUUUGCGGUGAUUCGCGAGAUCGGAUGGAACACAGCCAUGAGUUCUGACUCCGGCGCUGGGCGCGGCGGAUCAUUGCGAGACUACUGGACCGAUGGAUCGGUCUCCCGACUAUGCGCGGCGCUCAGUCAGUUGUCUGGAGUUUCCGUACAGCUGCGCGACGAGCGCGGGAUUGUUCUUGGUCCCGAUGAUGAUGCGGAGUUUUUCGGUGGGAAGGUUGAACCGAUCGACCCAAAGUCGCAUGUGUUUCCAAUCCGAAUCAGUGGUGAUACGGUGAUCGGAUCCGUCGUCGUGGGAGCGAUUGAGGACGAUGGAUCAGGGAACUCACUCGUCGCGAGCGAAGCGGUUGUGCUUCAGAUGGGCGAGCUCAUCGCGUCGAUGGCGACAGAGAUGUGCAGCGAUGUGUCGGAGCUGCGGAUUCGCUACAAAGCGAUCGAGGUGCUCUAUCGGCUCAACGCGGUGCUGGUCGCGGGAGGCCGGGUCAGCGACACACUCAAACUCACGCUCGAAACAGCGCUGGAAGCAUUCGGACUCGAAGCGGGCGCGAUUAUGCUGCUCCCUGAAGAUUCCGAGGGGUUGGGACGCACAGAUCUCGAAGACGAGCUCGAGCGGAGCGCUUCGGUUGGGUUGAGUGAGAAGUGGCUCAACUCGCCGCUGCCGUUGUCAGAGGGGCGUGAGAUUGAUCGUGCUUCGCUCGAUGGAGAAGUCACAGUGAUCGAGGACCUGCACAAGGACGACAGGAUCCUUGCACGCGAGCAGGUCAUCAACGAGGGAUUGCGUUCAUUCCUUGGAACAGGGAUGGUGUUCGAUGGUCGACCGAUCGGUGUGAUUCGUUUGUACUCGCGCACACAGCGGACCUUUACUGGCGCCGAGCGCAGGUUGGUGCGUUCGAUUGGUCAGUCCGCUGCGAUGGCGGUCGAGCAGGCGCGUCUGAUCAAGAUGAAAGCACGCGAACGGCGUACGCAGCGUGCACUCAAGAUCGCGGGGACUGUUCAGCAACGGAUGAUGCCGGAUCAGCUUCCUGUCGUUGAGCAUUUGGAUAUCGCGGCAAGGUUCCGUCCCAGCUUUCAGAUCGCGGGUGAUUUUUACGAUGUCUUCGAGGUGCGCGACAAGAUCGGGAUCAUGGUGGGGGAUGUGGUCGGUAAAGGGAUCGUUGCGGGAUUGCUCAUGAGUGCUGUACGCGCGACACUGCGAGCGUACGCGGAGCUGAGUGAUGAUCUCUCGCGUGUCAUGGCGCGGACGAACGAGGCAAUCCAUCGUGAUACGACGGUAUCAGAGUUCGCGACCAUCUGGUAUGGGGUGUUCGAUCCGACCAACAAUGAGCUGUGUUAUGUGACGGCGGGGCAUGAGCCACCGAUGUUGUUGACGCGUGGUGAUGAUGGGAUCUGGUCGCAUGAGCUCCUUCGAGGAGAGGGUCUCGUCGCGGGGAUCCAAGAAGACGAAGAAUACACGAUGCAACGCGUGGUGCUCAAGAAAGAUCAGAUCGUGGUUGCGUACACCGAUGGCAUGAUGGACGCACUGGACUUUGCGGGUCAACGGUUCGGACGCAAUCGACUGAUCGAAGCGGUGAUCAGCACAUUGAACGAGGAACCCAACGCGGAUGCGGAGCGUGUGAUCGAGCGUAUCUUCUGGCACAUGCGUCAGUUCACCGGAUUACAGCCGCAAGCGGAUGAUGAAACGGUUGUGGUGAUGCGUGCUCAAUGA
This is a messenger RNA of Symbiodinium sp. CCMP2592, 4848 nucleotides long. The record is from the annotation of a GenBank genome assembly. NCBI's taxonomy places the organism in Eukaryota, Dinophyceae, Suessiales, Symbiodiniaceae.